GUCUCUCUCUGCUCAGCCUGCACCUUCUUUUCAUAAGGAUUUUGUGUACAACUUUUGACUGCUUCUUUGAGCUUGUGAAAGUUUAUUGCUUUACUUCAUAUUCCAUGAUAUUAAGUGUAAUUAUAUGCUAUGUGAGACAUUACUGAGCUGAUCUAGAUCUGAUUUGUUGAUGUACAUUGUUUGACUGUGGACUCUCUCUCUUGUUCUUCUAGAGAUUUGUUGACUUGGGCUUACUCAGAAACCUCUAGUGAGGGUGAGAAGCUCAAGUGCCAUGUACUUUCGCCCCUGUUCUUUUAGUGCAGUCCGUUAGAUCUUUUAUUAAACAGCAUCUACCAUUAUAAUGGGAAUUUGGAGAGUCUGUCACCAUACAAAAAGUACUAUUAAGUUUUUGGACAAAAUGGAACUUCCUGUGGUUUUCAUGCUACUGCUUCUAUGUUCUUCAGCAGCUUAUGCUCAAACUUCUAAAUCUCCCAUCUUAAGCCCUACUCCAGCCCCAGCACCUGCACCGGAACACGUGAACCUCACAGAUUUACUCACUGUGGCUGGCCCAUUCCACACCUUCCUUAACUACCUUGAGUCCACCAAAGUGCUUGAGACCUUUCAAGACCAAGCCAACAAGACUGAGGAAGGCAUAACUAUCUUUGUACCAACAGAUAGUGCCUUCUCAUCUCUUAAGAAGCCUUCUCUUUCCAAUCUCACAGCUGACCAGCUCAAGUCACUCAUCCUAUUCCAUGCCUUGCCGCAUUACUAUUCUUUAUCUGACUUCAAAAACCUCAGCCAAUCAAGCCCCAUACCUACAUUUGCUGGUGGACAAUACACUUUGAACUUCACUGAUGUUUCAGGCACCGUGCACCUUAGCUCAGGAUGGACAGACACAAAAGUGAGCAGCAGUGUGCUUUCCACUGAUCCGGUUGCAAUUUACCAAGUUAACAGGGUUCUUCUUCCUGAGGCAAUCUUUGGCACUGACAUACCUCCAACCCCAGCUCCUGCACCGGCUCCCGAAACUGCACCAGCUGCAGAUGCUCCAACAACUGAUGGAACUAAUGGCUCAUCAUCUCCAGGAUCUUCACCAGGAAAAUCCUCUUCUUACAGGAUUAUCAGCUGGGGUAUUUGGGGUCACUUUGUUUUGGCAGUCUCAGCUGGGCUGGUCUUGUUCUUGUGAGACAGACUUCACCAUUGAAAUCCUUUUAAGUUAUGUUAAAAGGGCUUAUAUUCACUUAUUUUGUUCAAUUGCUUUGAUUUUGAAACCAUUUUUUGUGGACAUAUGUGGGUACUGAAUCUUUACGUGUAUGAGAAUUUGAGUUCUGUUGUCUAAAUGAGUAAAUGGCAAUUUGUUUGAUCUAUUUUUUAUA
Molecule: messenger RNA, 1352 nt
Organism: Prunus dulcis (almond)
Lineage: Eukaryota; Viridiplantae; Streptophyta; Magnoliopsida; Rosales; Rosaceae
Product: fasciclin-like arabinogalactan protein 7
Exons: 3
Coding region: 341-1162 (273 amino acids)
Source: RefSeq, a predicted model, not a curated record